AGGUGGGGAAGGUGACAGAGGGGGGAGACAGAGGAUCAGGAUUGAGCAGUGAGAGUGUGGGGAGCUGGGGAGACACAUGGAUGUAGAAGGAAGGUGAGUGGAGACUGAACAACAUGCAACUCACUCACUGCUGCUUCAUCUUCCUGGUCCAGGGGAGCAUCUACCUGGUUAUCUGUGGCCAAGAAGAUUCCUCCAGUGACCCCGAUGAUGAAGACCAGCCAGAGUCUAAACCCCACCCAAGAACCAGAAUACCCAGGAGGAAACCUCCUUCUUCUUCUCGAUCUCGCUUCUCAAACAACCAAAAUUCCACUGUUCUCCAACUUCUGUCAAGCUCCCCUGAGUUCUGGAAUGUUCUCAGCAGUCUUUCAGAGUUGGGUCAAAAUCAAGAACCCCUGGUACCCUCCAGGAGUAGACGCCAAUCGGUUCUUAGGUCGACCGGACGAACGAAAAAAGUCUUUGGUUGGGGUGACUUCUACUCUAAUAUCAAGACGGUGAAACUCAACCUUCUUAUUACUGGGAAAGUGGUCGACCAUGGAAAUGGGUCUUUUAGUGUGUACUUCCGACACAACUCCACCGGGCAGGGGAAUGUGUCUGUCAGCCUUGUUCCACCCUCCAAAAUUCUUGACUUUGACCUGGAGCAGCAGAUGUAUGUAGAAGCGAAGGAAUCCAAGAUCUUCAACUGCAGGGUUGAGUUUGAAAAGGUGGAUAAGGCCAUUAAAACAGGUCUUUGUCCCCAUGACCCGUCAAAAACUUGUCAUCAGCAGCAAACGCACAGUCGGGUCUCCUGGACCUGCUCUCAACCUUUCAAGAUUGUUUGUGUUUAUGUCUCCUUUUACACCACUGAUUACAGGCUGGUGCAGAAGGUCUGUCCUGACUACAACUAUCAUAACAGCUCCCCUUACUCACCUUCCGGCUGAAGAAAAGACGACGAUGUUGGAUGGUGAUACCAGCAGGAAUGCCAAAAUGGAGCCAACUUUGGAACUUUUUAUGGACUUCCCGUGCCUUUGGUCUGGUCUAUUGUGGUGUCUUUGUACUUGUGGAGAAUGUGGACACAGAGUAGAACUGUCAUUCUAAGGGACUUUACACCAGGAACGUACACCGUGUCUAUGGAAUAGCCCACAUAGCAAGCUGGUGAAUAUCCGGUGUGAUCUUGCGGUGGCUUUCAAUUUACAGGCUGUUGAGAAUGUUUAUCUGUUACAGGACCAAGGUCGUAGCCCCCACACGGCAAAUAAAUUAAGGUCAAUGCCAAAAGCAGAAAGAUUACCUUUUAGAACGUUGACCCAAAGUGGUUACAUUUGUGGGCACAGUAUAAGGAAUUAUUUAGGUCAUUGGGUCGAACUGCUCCUCUGGGACUGACACUUCAACGAUGGCGUUUCCAUAAGGUGUGAUGUUCUCGACCCCCCUUUAAGAAAAAUGGAAUACUCUGUGGCUCCUGUAAAUUGUUGUACCUAAUAUGUACCCCUUUAGAGUAGCUCCAUGGGUGGCAGUGCCCAUGUUGUAGUCCCAUUCCAAAUACCUGCCAACUAGUCCUGGGACAAACAUGUACCCACAUUAACUCUAACCCUCAACCUCUGCUUCCACCCAUUACAAUAUACCAUUGACUGGGCAUGACCCAUUAUUUUCUGAAAUGAGACAACUAUUGAAAUUCUUUUUUUAUAUAUAUAUCUAUUUAUUAAUAGGAGUUCCCCAUCAGAAAUAAUUUACUUUAGUACAACCAAUGUGUAAGGUUUGGGUGUUUGUCCUAUAAUUUCAACGGUUCUGUGCUAGAUGAACAUGAUCUGUGUACACUUGCUGCAACCAAUAAACAACUCAUCUGCCGUGUGCAAGUUCUUGUCCGAAA
This is a messenger RNA of Xenopus laevis (African clawed frog), 1840 nucleotides long. It is a transcript of the gene nxph3.L, whose product is annotated as neurexophilin 3 L homeolog. The record is from RefSeq and is a predicted model, not a curated record. Bases 114 to 917 code for a protein of 267 amino acids. NCBI's taxonomy places the organism in Eukaryota, Metazoa, Chordata, Amphibia, Anura, Pipidae. Gene Ontology annotation, molecular function: signaling receptor binding. The transcript is spliced from 2 exons. Gene Ontology annotation, cellular component: extracellular region.